Molecule: messenger RNA, 2778 nt
Organism: Tuber aestivum (summer truffle)
Lineage: Eukaryota; Fungi; Ascomycota; Pezizomycetes; Pezizales; Tuberaceae
Source: the annotation of a GenBank genome assembly
GCUUCCCAACGACCGUUUGAGCGCAAACCUGGCAAAGCUGAGGCAGUCACACCGGGCUGGGCAGACGGUCUCCCUCCCCCGAAAUACCGGUACUCGUAUUAGCUUGUCGGCAAGUAUCCCCUCCGGUCAACGGGUAGCCCCGCCCUUUCAGCCGCAUGCCGGCACUGUGCUCCAGUGCAUGCCUUUAUCCACCGUAGCCCAACCCUGCCCGUGAGGAAGGCUGCAGUCUGACAACGAACAACUGGGUGUAGUACUGUAUCACCACAUCGCAUCUCCCCUGGUUUGUUUACGCUCCAGAGGGAAACCUAUUUAUUUAACCAAGUUGGAGCUGGGAUCGGCUCGAGAGCUCAUCUAUCAUUUCUCCACCUUUCGGCUUCGAGGGUCCUGGCUUUGCAAACGGCUUGGGUUUUCGGCUUACGACCACCUUUAACCUACUUGCCUUCCUUUCCCCUGACCCCUUUCUAGGAAUCUACGAUGACGGUUGGCGACGAUCUCGACCCCCCGCCAAAGUUUGAUACUUUGGCGUUGCUGUUCUCGCAUUACACUAUCAUUACUGAGUUUUCGAAGAUGAUUUCUACCGGAGACUGUAUGUGAUUUCCUGUUUGGCUUUUGUUUUGCUUUUCCACCCUUCUCGGGAAUGUCCGGUUAGGCGGGGGAGGGGGUGAACUGACGAACAACACAGUGAUACGGUUAUCGCGCACAUCAAGCACCAUACGUGAGACGCUACUCCAGUCACGGGCGCACUGGGAACGCCUUGUUAGCCUAACGAGUCUGGAAUGUUCCGAGGAGGACCACAUAAAGGGCGAGAAAAUCAAGAGUUGUAAAAUCUGUUCUAUGCCUGUCUGCGAAGUGGGCCCCCCACCCCUCCCUCCUAACUAUUCACUAUAAUUACAUCGACUGACAUGGCAAAUACAGACAUGCAUAGUCCGUGCAGACUUUUUUGGCCAGAAUGGCACUUACUCCAACCGCAUCCGUACAUUCUGCGACACUUGUUGGUCUGCCACGGAUUUCUCCGACACAGACCUGGCCGCGGAGGAUCUCCUCAACCACGUUACGCCAGUGCCCUGCGAAUGUGUUGCCAGGGACGGGUGGUUAUGCUCUUCCUGCCGGGCCAUCGAACGCUCCGAGUUAGUCUACAACAAACGAGUGUGUGCCACCGACGGUUGUGAGAACCCACAUAAUUCGUCCGAGAAGCAUCGUGUGUGCACAUGGUGCCAGCGCCCACUACCCGCCGCCUGGAGGCCAGUAGGGGAACCGAAUGUCCUGGGUAGGCAUAUAUUCAACGAGGAUGGGACGAUUGGAGUGGAUUUUGCGGAUGAGGGUCUGGGGGAUGGCGGCUCCGCAUCUCCUGUGGAGGAUAGAGGGUUGAGGAAGGUGAAGAGUACGGAUAAGAUUGCUGGGUGGGAUCAUGAGGAUGAGGACUCGAAGGCUAGGUAUAAGGAAGCGUGGUUGAAGAAGGGAGCUAGGGAACGGGAAAGGGAUAAGGAGCAUCAAAGUGAGAGCAGUGGUUCUAGUCAGCAGGAAGGGAGGAGGUCAUCCGUCGUCGCCAGCGAGGCCGGGGAUGGUGAUGGUACUGUCCACAGAGAAGAAGAACAGGGACCCUCAGAUGAUGAGCCCUCAGCGGGAAUGGGAGGCCCGCCGCCUUAUAGCGGGUCGUAGAACUUGGUAGCUGUUUCCCGCAUCUGUAUGAUAGCUUGCCUGCUGAUAUCGGAAUGGUUGCUUGAUUUUAUUUUGGUAGAAAUUGGUGUUGCGAAUCGCUUUUGGGGUUUGAUUCUGUGUGCGAUAUGGCUGGGAAAAGCUUCUGGGUGGCAUGCAGCUAUGCAGAUAGUAGUUAGGGAUUGCUGGUGUCAUAGUUUGUCACUCGACUUGACACUUUGGCUACAUCUUGCUUGGAUAAUUAGCGUGAAAGUACGCACUAAGGAUCCGCCUUAUACUGCUUUUGGUGUGGGCUGCUGCUCGGGGAGGUUGGGAAGUGGGCAUUGUAGAUAACCUGCUCAAAUUCUUGAGGACAUUGGUCUCAGUGAUGGCAUCUCUACGUGAUUCCCUUCUUAGGGGAACAUGGAGCGACAAUCUAACCGCGAGCGCCUGAUAAAGCCCCGAAAGUGCCCGUCUCGGAAUCUGUGACUAAGGCUUCUCAGAAUACCGGUAUACGGCAGCACACCUGAAAUGUGCUAUGAUACCUCACAUCUUUCCCCCCACACUCUCUUAUUAGUCCCACCAAUCCACUAAUCCUUCUCUGAUCCCCUCUCCUCUGUUUCCUCCCUCCACCCUCAUAAGGCUUCCCAUCAGUCCAUCUCAUGACAUUAUCCAAAACUCGUCUCGCCAACCACUCCCAAAAUGAGAACCCUUGAAGAGCUUCUACCCCGCACCCUCCUCCCUCGAGCCCUCCCAGAUUCCACCGGUGGUCUCCCGCCCCCCACGGGCCCGGACUACCUCCAGAUGGAGGAAUACAACCGACCGCUGACCACCACGUUCUUUGCCCUCGGGAUAAUCCUCUGCACUGUGCUGGUUCUCUCGCUGAUAAUCUGCUGCGCAGCGAGACUGGUUGGGCAAAUUCACGAACGCCAUAGGGUGCGUGUGCGUGAUAGGCGGAGACUCGCUGCGGGCAGGGGGAGAAUGAUGCGGGGAUUGGGGGUGUUGAGGAAGGGAGAUGGUCAGCGACGGAAGAUUGGGGCCGGGAUCGGAGCAGCGGCGGUAGUGGCUAGGAAGGAGGGGGAGGAGAAGAAAGGGGACAAAAAGGGCACCUUUUAUGACAAUGAUGAUUGUGGUGGUGAGAAC